This is a messenger RNA of Physcomitrium patens, 6053 nucleotides long. Its product is annotated as oligopeptide transporter 7. NCBI's taxonomy places the organism in Eukaryota, Viridiplantae, Streptophyta, Bryopsida, Funariales, Funariaceae. Gene Ontology annotation, molecular function: oligopeptide transmembrane transporter activity. The record is from RefSeq and is a predicted model, not a curated record. Gene Ontology annotation, biological process: transmembrane transport.
ACUGUUGCGAGGGAAUUGCAUGCAAUCCCGCUGAGUGAGUGUCGAUGAGUGAGAGAUUCCUGGAGGCUCACGAUCGGCGAUGCGAGCAUGUUGCGUCGUCGUGAGUUUGAGACUUUUUUCUCGGAUUGUGGGAAUGUGCCGUGAGUAGGGAAGGGUCCGUGUGAUGAGAGCGGAUUGUUGCCCUCAACUUGCAGGAUUCCCACCAAACCCAAGAAGAUGUUUGCUCGGUUUGGAUUGAGGUUGGGUGUGAGACGUCCACGCCUCCUGAUUAGAUGUCUCCCUGAUGGGUUUUCGCUACGAAGCCAUAAAUGUUGCAGUUGAUUUGCAUGAUGUUUUAGUGAAGCAUCCGCCUAUCCAUUUGAGCUGGAGGUUUCUAUGAGAGCUCGAGGACCUCUCCUUGCCAUGGUUUACCUCUUCAUGGUUCUGUCCACAUUGUUCACCCCCGAAGUUUUGGCCACAGCGACAUUUGUUUGCGAGGAACGGGGGGGCUACAGUGUGGAUUUCAGCUGGCAUUCGGACCGUUUUUUAGGGCUCCAACAAGGUUGCCAUUUGUGGGUGAUUGGAGUGAUAAUCUAUGCUUUCUACCCUGUUUUCUUCUUGGUUAGUCUCGAUCCAGGGGUCCUCGUGUUUGCCAAGGGGUUUGCUCGAGUUACCGCUCUCUAGGCGACCACCGCAUUGUUGACGAAUUUGUUUCUGGGGUUUGAGAGGGAUGAGAAUCACUGCAAAGGCAGUAGCAGUCUUCGCGUUGCUUCUAUUUGUCUUGUUCAGAUUGGUUACCAUCCCAGACAUCUAAAUGUGAAGACACUCGCUGAUGAACUAGUGGAGCCUGAGCUAGCUGGUUAAUCUUGACAUCCUAUUCGGGAUUUCGAAUUACUGGGAUAAUUUCAGGUCGUUGUCAGGCGAGGACAGCAACCAAUUGCAAACAUCGCCUAAAUACUUUCUUAGAGGCUGAUGUACUGGUUUCCAGCACGUACAUUUUGCCGAUUCUCGCUGAAACAAAUGUCAUAAAAGCUUUACAUUUUCGAAGAUAAAUGAGUAGUAAAGAGGGCAGCAUCAACGCUCUCUUACGGGUACUUUUGUAAGAAUAUGUGGAGCCAAAACAGUACUCUAGAAUUUGGGAUAUUGAUGUGCGUUUCACGAGGUGGAUGCCACUUAAUGGAUUAUGUCACUAGACGUCACAGUCAUUGCUCCUUGCAACAGCGAAAGUUUCGCAAUAACUACAACAGAGUUUGUCUCUACCGAAGUUGUCUACUUGUGGAAGUUGGUAUGCAUGGAUCGGUGGAAGUAACUACGACUGCUCUUACCAUGUUGAAUUCAGAGUUGGCACAUUGCUGACAAGCGAAUGCGUGUGUACCGAUUAUUGGUUCACCGAUCACUGGUCAUGUUUAGGUGUGCCACAGCAGUCCUAUGCGCCACUUUGAGCUGCUUGUUGUGAUCACCAAAAGCCACCAGCAAGAAGGUAACAAGAAAUUAGGUUGGUGGGACUUAAGUACAGCUUUCGAAUUACUUGAUCACAUGACGAGGCCUUGGGACGAGGCCUUGGAGAGCUUUGACAUUUAAUGAACUAAGCGAAAUUAUACUGCAUGACCAAAGAGGAUUUCCUGAAAUGUCGUCAACGCAGGCUAUGCUUAAUAAGACUGAUCAGCAUGCUUCGUGAAAGAUAGUAAGUACGAGGGUACUUACGCGGACGUGUCUGCCACUGUGCCGUUCCUGCAGUCGACUGAACAUGUGCAUCCAGGGAAUCAAAUUUGUCUUCAAAUCUAAUGACAGACCCAGGACUACGUCGCAGAAUAUUGUUAUUUCAAAGGACCAGGUUUUCUAAAAGACGAACCAUUCCAUUCGUGCAAGUUCGACAAUGAUGAGUGAUCAUAACAUGAGAGUUGUAGGCUGGGGUCAUGAAGCGCGGACACAGCGUGAUGAUAACAAGAACCUGCUUUUCACGCGUAUCCUGGGUUUUGCCUGUGGUCGUCCCUGGCAAACUGGUACGACCAAUGCAGUCUCUAUUUUUUGUUAUCAACAUGAACUUGGCCAAUGAUCUCCACCCGAGCAGCAAUUCUACAGAUCAUAGGCAGUUUCCUGUUCUUUACUUCAGCGCUGAUAUUGGUGGGAAGUACUCUGGAACCAUUAUAUGGAGUGGGUGCAACCGGCAGGAUUGAUGUGUUAGUUGCACAGUAUCUGGUGAAUCCAGAAAUUCCCUGAGGUGCUUGUUGACUCCCCUUAACUGAUGCUACUAUUCCAAUCUGUCAUUUCAACAACAUCAUUCCUUUCUCGCCUCAGUUUGAACGUAUUUGAGCUGCGCAUGCUUCAACAAGCUUCAGUUCUGACGUUUACUAUGAACGAUUCUCAUCACAUCGUCUGGCGCUCGCACUUGUAGAAUCCGACUUGUGGCGCUUAUAAUGCAUUCAAGUGCCGAUACACAUCACACGAUUUGUGUGUAAAUUAACAUCAAGUAUCAGCCCCGAGGUUCCACACUGUUACAUUGUAAUUGCUUCUCGAGGCAGAUGAAAGCGAAAUUUCAAAUGCGUGAUCCGUAGUGCAAAUCGUGAGUAGGGUAACCAGACGAUAGUCAUUCUGCAAGCCAUCACACGAAUUACUCGGUUUCGAAUACAACCAGGCAUUGGAACAAGGUAGAAUGAAAAUUUGCAAGUACAGCAAAUGAUGGCCUACACGAAUGAGCUGAAGCUGUCGGAAGGAUGGCCAUGAGAUGUUGACAGACAUGGACAUGUGCGGAAGGCAGUGCGUUCACUGCAGUGAGAUUACUCAGUGAAAAAAAGAUUUUCCUGACAAUAAAGGGUGAGUGUUGUCGUAUAGCAGUGGUUGGUAUACUUUAGAUGUGUGUCCCAUGACACCAGUGCAUCAAACUUGGAAUGGAUUAUCUGAUAUCAAUUAACAUCUCAGAGCCCAAGCAGCUCCUCACACUUCAUUCUUUACCCACAGUCCUCUCAGUACUUCCUUGAUAGCGAACACUUCGAUACAUUUUCAUUUCCACUCGUUCUCUCCUGUAGAUCGGUUGAAACUGUAGGUGCAGAGUGAGUGUUUGUAUAUGCUUGUUCCUAAUCUAUAUACAUGCCUUCUCAAACUGAACUUGUAUAGCCAAAACUGGCCUGGUUGCUGGUGUAAGGUUUGUGUCCGUGAGGAGCAUUAAGUUGAUGCGCUCCAACCAAUCUGCUCAGUUGAGGCUGAUGCGGUGAAAUUCGUGAACUCUGUUAAGUACAUCCAAUGUGUCCAGGAAAAGUUGAAGAAGGUACUAAAGCAUGUGUAGAUGCGACGAAGAAUCAACUUCUUCUCAAGAACGAACCAACUCGUGCUCCUUGUUCGAUUGAAGAGGUGCAACUGACGGUGGCCACCACCGAUGACCCCAGCCUACCAUGUCUGACGUUCAGAACGCUUGUGCUUGGAACUCUGGCGAAUGUUGUUCUUACAGUGACCAACACAUUCUUUAGCUAUCGCUCAGAACCGCUUCAUGUUUCCGCGAUUGCCGUUCAGAUUAUGGCCCUCCCGCUUGGCCGUUUGAUGUCCCGCUUGCUACCAGGAGAACCCAUCGGCUUUCCCUUGAUUCCAAGGAGGUUCUCGCUCAAUCCUGGGCCCUUCAACGUCAAAGAGCACGUACUGAUCACCAUCUUUGCUAACACAGGGUCCGGGGCAAUGGGCGCCAUGUUGGUCAAUGUCGUGAAAGCGUUUUACAAGCAGAGGUUGGACUUCGUUCCAGCUAUUCUCUUCGUGUUAGCAACUCAAAUUAUGGGGUAUGGUUCUGCAGGGCUGUACCGCAAGCUGUUGGUGGAGCCGGCUCAAAUGUGGUGGCCACACACGUUGGUGAAUGUGUCUCUCUUCCGGACAUUGCACGAGAAGGAAGAGAAACGGACACUGUCUCGAGUCCAAUUUUUCUGCAUUUGCCUUGUGGCAAGCUUCGCGUACUACGUUCUCCCAGGGUACCUCUUCAGCUCCUUGACCACCAUCUCAGUGGCGUGUAUCUUAUAUCCCAGAUCCGUCACUGCUCAGCAAGUAGGAUCUGGACUCAGGGGCUUGGGUGUUGGCUCGUUCUCCUUGGAUUGGGCAACGAUCUCGGCGUUUCGUGGGAGCCCGCUUGGAGUUCCUUUCUUCGCUCUUGCGAACGCCGCAGUGGGGUUCGUCUUUUACCUGUAUGUCAUAAUCCCAAUUACGUAUUGGUUUAAUGUAUACGACGCCAGAAAGUUUCCAAUCUUCUCGAGCAAGUCGUUUGCUGAUAAUGGCUCUCCGUUUGACAUCCACCGAGUUGUGAACCACGACUUGACCUUGAAUCCGAAAGCUUAUGAAGGUUACAGUCAGCUGCACUUGAGCAUUCUGUAUGCAAUGACAAACGCCAUGGGCUUCGCUGUCAUUGGAGCAGCGAUAACACACGUCGUCCUCUUCCAUGGAAAGGACAUUGUACAAGGAUCAAGAGCAGCUUUCAGGGACAAGACGCAAGACAUCCAUACCCAGCUUAUGCAGACCUACAAGCCUGUUCCACAGAAAUGGUUUUGGAUACUGCUGAGCGUUUCCCUGGUUCUAUCCAUAGUCGGUACUGAAGUAUAUAAAGAUCAGCUGCAGCUACCUUGGUGGGGCGUUUUGUUGGGGUUUGUUUUAGCCACCGCCUUCGCACUUCCUUUCGGUGUGCUUGUGGCCACCGCAAAUCAGGCACCAGGAAUUAACGUUUUGUCCGAAAUGGUAAUGGGGUAUAUAAUGCCUGAGAAGCCAGUGGCCAAUAUCUGCUUCAGAAUAUACGGCAGCAGCAACUUGAUGCACACAAUAUCCUUCUUAAGCGAUUUCAAGCUGGGUCAUUACAUGAAGAUCCCUCCGCGCACCAUGUUCAUUGUACAGGUUUGGGGGUCCAUUCUCUCGGCACUGGUGUGCUUGGGUACAACAUGGUAUCUUCUAGAUGCAAUCCCUAACAUCUGUAAUCCAGCGCUACUCCCACCUGGAAGUCCUUGGACAUGCCCCAACGACAGUGUCCAAUUCACAGCUUCUGUAAUCUGGGGACUCAUAGGCCCAUCGAGCACAUUCGGAACGCGAGGCAUCUACGGCAAACUCAACUGGUUCUUUGUCAUCGGGAUCUUCGCCCCAGUUCCAAUCUACAUCGCUGUGAAAGUUUUCCCCAAAGCUACUUGGCUCAAGUGGGUCAACAUGCCAAUCAUACUCAUUGGAGGCCUCACCAUGCCGCCAGCAUCUCCUGUAAAUAAUGUGAUGUGGCUAUCCGUGGGUAUGUUCUUCAAUGGCUUCAUCUUCCGCCGACACAAAACGUGGUGGAAGCGUUACAACUAUCUUCUGUCGGCGGCCUUAGACACAGGAACUGCCUUCAUGGGAUUACUUUUAUGGGUCUGCUUUGAUCAGGGUCUUGGCACAUUAGAGUGGUGGGGAAACCAAGGUGAUCACUGCCCACUAGCACACUGCCCGACUGCUGCUGGCAUCUCAAUCAAAGGGUGCCCAGUUUUCUAAAGAAUAAGCGAUUCAAAUCUAAGACAUACCUGAUUACUUCUGUGUAGCUCCAAUUCAAAAACCUUGAUGGUUUCAUUAAUCAGAAAACGUCAACGGAAUAAGAGGUUCUAGUUUGGAUACAUGUAAUGUUGUUGUGUAGGGCUAUACUUGAAAGAGCCGCACCGGUUCUGUAACAGUAGCCAGAAGGUUUGUUCGCUCAUCUCUGAGAAGCGUGGAGGCUACAAAGGUUGAGCAGAGGCAAUACAUACAUGAGGCAAUCAAUCCUCUCUCUCACACACACACACACAUAUAUGUGUUCCAUGGGUCCAGCCGUAAAGAGAAAACUAGGUCCAUUUUUAAGUGUAAUAUUGUGAAAAUAUGACUGCUACUUACCAAGUCAGUAAUAAUCAGGACAAAGUAAACCUGUUCCUUGGAAAGAAGCCUCCAGGUGCUCAGCUAUUACACCCUACAGUGACCAUGACUAUGGUGCUCGCACGAUACAGUUACAUUGUGCAUGAUUAAUCAGCUAUCUAUGCUGAAAUAUAAAUCAAUGCUCUGCUUACGAGGCUCCAGAAUCUAAAAUAAAAUUGACAUAUUAGUUGUCCAUGGUGGUUUAAACGUAA